GCUCCUUGGGCAAGGCGAGAGGGCGCCAGUCAUAAGACAGGCGUGAAGCUGGUCAGCCUGAGCUCUGCUCUGCUCUGCUCUGCUCUGCUCGCAGGCACUACAGAAGACCUGCCCGUAGCUAAACGCGUUGCCCGUGCCAGGGUGCUUUCUCCAAGGGAAGGCGAGAGCGUGUCUCGUAUAGGCGCCAGACGUACUUUAGUUUGGCUCACGCUGGCGCUGUGAUGUGUUUCUGAGAGGCUGCCCCUGUGAACCACACGCUCACGGCAGCAAUGCUGUCCGCCUUGGCGCUCCUCAGCCUCUGGGCGCUAGGGGGCGCCCUGGGCCCCCGUCAGACGCCCGUGCCCCUGGUGCCCGACGUGCCCUUCCUGACGGUGUGGAACGCGCCGACCGAGCCCUGCAUGAGCAAGUACGGGGUGGACCUGGACCUCAGCCUCUUCAACAUCGUGCUGAACCAGAACCAGAGCUUCAUGGGCGACAACAUCACCAUCUUCUACGAGGGCAAGCUAGGCCGCUACCCCCACUACACCACCCGGGGGGAGGCGGUCAACGGGGGGGUCCCCCAGAACGCCAGCCUGCCGGCUCACCUGCGGGCCGCCGGCGCCGACAUCGCGGCGGACAUCCCGCGCCGCGGCUUCAGGGGCCUGGCCGUGGUGGACUGGGAGAGCUGGCGGCCGCUCUGGGCGCGCAACUGGGACACGAAGCAGGUGUACUGGGAGGCCUCCCGGGCGCUGGCGAGGCGGGGGCACCCCGACUGGCCGCCCAGCCGGGUGGAGAGCGAGGCCCAGAGGGCCUUCCAGGGGGCCGCCCGGGCCUUCAUGGAGGGCACCCUGAGGCUGGGCCGCGCCAUGAGGCCGGGGGGCCUGUGGGGCUUCUACGGCUUCCCCGCCUGCUACAACUACCAGUACAAGAACUCCACGGCCAACUACAGCGGCGAGUGCCCGCCGCUGGAGAUGCGCAGGAACGACCAGCUGGCCUGGCUCUGGAACGCCAGCUCAGCCCUCUUCCCGGACAUCUACCUGGACUUGGCGCUGCGCGGAAGGGAGGACGCCAUCCUCCGCUUCACCCACCACCGCGUCCUGGAGGCCAUGAGGGCGGCAGGGCAGGUUGGGCGGGUCGCCCCCCCCGUGCUGCCCUACGCCCGCAUCGCCUACACCUACUCCAUGGAGUUCCUUUCGCAGGAGGACCUGGCCCACACCAUUGGGGAGAGCGCCGCCCUGGGGGCGGCAGGAGUGGUGCUUUGGGGGGACGCGACUUACGCAAAAUCUCAGGCGGUGUGCGAGGAGAUGAAGAGGUACGUGGACGCCACCCUGGGGGGCUACCUGGUCAACGUGACGGCCGCCGUCACCCUGUGCAGCCGGCUCCUGUGCUCGGGCCGGGGGCGCUGCCAGCGCAGGGACAGCGGCCCCCCCGGGGCCUCCCUGCACCUGGACCCCUCCAGCUGGACGGUGGCGUCGGAGCCGGGCCCGCGAGGGCGGCUCUACAGCGUGCGCGGGAGGCCGGGCCAGCGGGAGGCGGAGCAGUUGGAGGCCGGGUUCGUGUGCCGGUGCUACCAGGGCUGGGGGGGACGGCGCUGUAAGAAGCCAGUGUAGCCGUCGGGCCAGGGACACGGGGGCCAAGUCGGGGGCCCUCGGGGGGUCUCCGAUUUGGACCUGCCGCUUGAAGCCGGAACCCACCCCAGACCCGGCGGAACUGCACUUCAUGAACGCGCUCAUCGGGCCGCGGCGGAGAGCGUGAGACUUUGCUACAGACUUUAUAGAUCAUGUGCCACCUCAGCUGGCAGGCGAUGCGUUGGGAUGUUUGGACGGGCUGCCCAACUCUGCGUGGUGCCGGGGCAGGUUGGCCGAAAUGCACAACCCCUGUACGUGCCAAGCACAAAAUCCCUGCAGUCCUGGAUCUCAUGGCCGUGUUUUCACUUGAACCGUCCAUCUCUCGGUGAUAUGAAGGGUAAAGAGCACUUUCUGGGGAAAACUGAAAAGUUGUACCACAGUCGUUUGAAAUCGGCCGGGAAUUUCCUGCUGCACGGGGCCGUCAAGUACUGUCAACAUGGAGAAUCUGCCACGUAAAAAAAACACAAUUAUUUUUGCCUCAUCCUCUUCCUUGGGGAUAUGUUUUUUAAUGUUCUAAAUGACAAUUGUGAUUUGUUUUUAACGCUGAUCAGUUUUAACCAAUUCUAUAUUUAUCUGGGAGUCAAUAUGUGAUUAAUAAUCUAUGUGUACCUGAAAUAUAUGAUUUUGUCUUCCUGAAGGUCUAAAAGAUGGGAAGAAACCCAGCUAUGCUUUAUCAUUGCAUCAUCCAGCCUUAAAUGAAUCAUUAAUAAGAUGCGUGUGAUGCAAAAAAGUGGUGUUAAUCCUUCUGUAGUGUGUGGAGCACUUGGGUUUUGGAAUAAACUAUGGUUGCACUGAACACAGGUUA
This is a messenger RNA of Lepisosteus oculatus (spotted gar), 2412 nucleotides long. It is a transcript of the gene hyal1, whose product is annotated as hyaluronidase 1. Gene Ontology annotation, biological process: hyaluronan catabolic process; carbohydrate metabolic process. The record is from RefSeq and is a predicted model, not a curated record. Lineage: Eukaryota; Metazoa; Chordata; Actinopteri; Semionotiformes; Lepisosteidae. Gene Ontology annotation, cellular component: cytoplasmic vesicle. Gene Ontology annotation, molecular function: hyalurononglucosaminidase activity.